UCUUGAGAAAAAAAAAAAAAAAGCCCUCUGUGUGAAAGGACAUUUCCUGUUUGUGAACUGUGUAGUGCUCUUCCUCAGGCCCGGUGGGCCAGCCCCACUGUGUGUCUGGGUCUCCAGCUGGUACCCAGGUUGCUCUAGAACCUAGAAUCUGAAAACAGCUCAGUGGGAAUAUCAGCAGGUUACACAGAUUUCUCCAGAGUUAAAAUGAAAGUCCCAGGGUGCCAAGAUUCACCUGCUCCUUCCUCAGGCAGAGAAAAUCUAGCAGUCGAGUUUGUCUCUGUGUGACUUUGGCAAAUUACCUUAGCAGGACUUUAUUUGUAGUUUCACAAAUAAUCUCAGGAAAGCUAGACGGCACCAAACUCCAGUCCUACUGUUAAAGAGCAGGACAAUCAGCUCCUCUGCCUACAUUUUCUUUUGUCUUUUGUUUGUUUUAGACAGGGUCUCACUCUGUCACCCAGGCUGGAAUGUAGUGCCAUGAUCACGGCUCACUGCAACCUCAACCUCCCACGCUUACAAGAUCCCGCCACCUCAGCCUCCCAACUCUCUUGGCCUUCUGGUUUCUACCUGAUCAUGUCCCUGGCGGAGGCCAUCAGCCUCUGGAAUGAAGGGGUGCUGGCAGCUGACAAGAAGGACUGGAAAGGAGCCCUAGACGCCUUCAGUGCAGUCCAGGACCCCCACUCCCGGAUUUGCUUCAACAUCGGCUGCAUGCACACCAUCCUGAAAAACAUGACUGAAGCCGAGAAGGCCUUUUCCAGAAGCAUUAACCGAGACAAGCACUUGGCAGUAGCUUACUUCCAACGAGGGAUGCUCUACUACCAGACAGAGAAGUACGAUUUGGCUAUCAAAGACCUUAAAGAAGCCUUGACUCAGCUUCGAGGGAACCAGCUGAUAGACUAUAAGAUCCUGGGGCUUCAGUUCAAGCUGUUUGCCUGUGAGGUGUUAUAUAACAUUGCUUUCAUGUAUGCCAAGAAGGAGGAAUGGAAAAAAGCUGAGGAACAGUUAGCAUUGGCCACCAGCAUGAAGUCUGAGCCCAGACAUUCCAAAAUCGACAAGGCCAUGGAGUGUGUCUGGAAGCAGAAGCUGUAUGAGCCCGUGGUGAUCCCUGUGGGCAGGCUGUUUCGACCAAAUGAGAGACAAGUGGCUCAGCUGGCCAAGAAGGAUUACCUAGGCAAGGCGACGGUCGUGGCGUCUGUGGUGGAUCAAGACAGUUUCUCUGGGUUUGCUCCUCUGCAACCACAGGCAGCUGAGCCUCCACCCAGACCAAAAACCCCAGAGAUCUUCAGGGCUCUGGAAGGGGAGGCUCACCGUGUGCUGUUCGGGUUUGUGCCUGAGACAAAAGAAGAGCUCCAGGUCAUGCCAGGGAACAUUGUCUUUGUCUUGAAGAAGGGCAAUGACAACUGGGCCACAGUCAUGUUCAACGGGCAGAAGGGGCUUGUUCCCUGCAACUACCUUGAACCAGUUGAGCUGCGGAUCCACCCUCAGCAGCAGCCCCAGGAGGAAAGCUCUCCAGAGUCUGACAUCCCAGCUCCUCCUAGUUCCAAAGCCCCUGGAAGACCCCAGUUGUCACCAGGUCAGAAACAAAAAGAAGAGCCUAAGGAAGUGAAGCUCAGUGUUCCCAUGCCCUACACACUCAAAGUACACUACAAGUACACGGUAGUCAUGGAGACUCGGCCCGGGCUCCCCUACAGCGAGGUCCGGGACAUGGUGUCUAAGAAACUGGAGCUCCGGCUGGAACACACUAAGCUGAGCUAUCGGCCUCGGGACAGCAACGAGCUGGUGCCCCUUUCAGAAGAGAGCAUGAAGGAUGCCUGGGGCCAGGUGAAAAACUACUGCCUGACCCUGUGGUGUGAGAACACAGUGGGUGACCAAGGCUUUCCAGACGAACCCAAGGAAAGUGAAAAAGCUGAUGCUAAUAACCAGACCACAGAACCUCAGCUUAAGAAAGGCAGCCAAGUGGUAGCACUCUUCAGUUAUGAGGCUACCCAACCAGAGGACCUGGAGUUUCAGGAAGGGGAUAUAAUCCUGGUGCUAUCAAAUGUGAAUGAAGAAUGGCUGGAAGGGGAGUGCAAAGGAAAGGCUGGCAUUUUCCCCAAAGUUUUUGUUGAAGAAUGCGCUACUACAGAUUUGGAAAGCGCUCCGAGAGAAGCCUAGGAUGUUUCACAAACUGCAAAGCUGAAAAUGAAGCCCUAUUACUUGUAAAAUUUAGCACCCUUCUGUACACCGUACUGAGACAUUACAGUUUGGAAGUGUUCAUAAAAUGUAACCUACUUGGCAAUGAUGUGAGUACCCAGGAUGAUUUCUUGUGGCACAGGGGGUGAGGGGAUGGGGACAGGUGAAUGGAGGAGUUAGUUAGGGGAGACGAAAAGUAGAUGGAAGUGUCUGGAAAGGGCACGAGAGGGUCUUCUAGGUGCUGAUCCUGUUUUUCCGCUCUGAGUGCUGGCUACCCAGCUGUGUUCACUGUUAAAACCCAUCAAGCUGCACAUCUGGUUGGUGCACUUUCCUGUGUCAUACCAAAAAAAAAAAAAAAACCUAUCUUCAAAAACCAAGACACCUAAGUCCAGGCUCAAGGACCAAGUAUAAAUAUUCCUGUUUCUGAACCAUUACUAUAAUUGACUCUGAAGGCUUGAAAUAACAUUACAGGUUAUUCAUAAGGCAUAUAUAAAUAAACUUGUUUUCUUUUUCCAUUAAGUCUUGUUGCUUAAACAGAACCUGGACUGAGUUAGGUUCUCAGGAAAUACAAUACUCAAUUCCACAGCGAACUAAAUACUAGAAUUACAUACCUUUGUACUUCUGAGAGAGGAACGUGUUACGAACUCAAUACUGAGUAUGUGUCACUGACAUUUAAAUGAUGAAAAGCAGCAGUGUUCAUGAAACCAGUUGGUUAGUAUUAUCUUGUUAGCUGACACUUGGCAAUAUAGUUAUGCAUUGCUUCACAAUGGAGACGUGUUCUGAGAAACGUGUUGUGCAAACAUCUAUCUAGAGUGCACUCACACUAAAUGCUAUAGCCUACUACACAGCUAAGUUACCAGGUAGAGGCUGCCGCUCCUAGGCUACAAACCUGUAUGGCGUGUUACUGUGUUGAAUACUGUAGGCAACUAUACCACAAUGGUAAGUAUCUGUGUAUCUAAACAGAGAAGGUCAGUACAAAUGUAUUAUGAUCUACAGGCGCAUCAUUGAAUAUGCAGUCUGCUGUUGACCAAAACGUUGUUAUAUGGUAAAUGACUGUAUGUACUAAUAUGCAUAACAGAAUGCCACAGAUUUGGUUAACCCAAUUGUCCAAUUUUUCAGGAUUAACUUGGAUGAAGGAUUUUAUAACUAUUAGACCUUAAGGCCUGGCCUUAAUUCCUCUCCCUACCCACUUCUUCUUGUAGUGGAUGUACUGCUUUGCUAACAAUUUUCCAAGUGUGUAGGUGCUUGUGAAAAGCAGAAUAAGGAAGUGAACUGCAAACCGAAUCAACACCUAGGCGAAAGGACAGGUCAGGGUGAGCACACAGACAUUACGGUUAGCUACAGCACUGGCUUCCAGCACACAGCUGAAGACCCAGCAAGCUACCACGGGAAACUUUGGACAUAACUCAAGGAAAAGACUGCCUCAGUAACAGCUACAACAGGAAUAAAAAUGAUGGGCUGUUAACUCCUUAAGUCAUUCUUUUAUUAAACAGAAUAAUUUUGAUAAU
Messenger RNA from Cebus imitator (Panamanian white-faced capuchin), 3677 nucleotides. RefSeq names its product neutrophil cytosolic factor 2 (gene NCF2). Gene Ontology annotation, cellular component: NADPH oxidase complex. The transcript is spliced from 16 exons. The record is from RefSeq and is a predicted model, not a curated record. NCBI's taxonomy places the organism in Eukaryota, Metazoa, Chordata, Mammalia, Primates, Cebidae. Bases 475 to 2151 code for a protein of 558 amino acids. Gene Ontology annotation, biological process: respiratory burst; phagocytosis; superoxide anion generation. Gene Ontology annotation, molecular function: protein binding; superoxide-generating NADPH oxidase activator activity.